CAAUCCACCGGCAGAGACUACAAUUCAACUCAGAUCGGCAGUAUCAACCAUGAAGGCGUUCAUAGUGUUGUCCAUGGCUCUGGCCGUCGUUUCCUGCGCGGCAGUCGACGAAUCUUCCAAAAAGGAGAAACGUGGCCUCUGGGAAGUUGGACAUGAACACGAUGGUUACGAUUACGAUAGCCACCAUCACGACAGUCAUCACGAGGUCAAGCACGUGUCUACGACCAUCACCAAGAAAAUCCCAGUUCCGUAUCCAGUGGAGGUCGAGAAACACGUUCCAGUCCCAGUUGAGGUCCCAUAUCCCGUUCAUGUCGAAAAGAAGGUCCCAGUCUACGUAGAAAAGAACGUUCCAGUCUACGUGGAGAAGAAGGUCCCAGUCCACGUUGACCGUCCCGUCCCAUACCCAGUGGAAGUGAAAGUUCCAGUCGUCCACAAGGAGUACGUCGAGGUCCCGAAACCAUACGCAGUUCAUGUUGAUAAGCCCGUUCCCUACUACGUCGAAAAGCCGGUGUACGUCGAGAAGCAUGUUCCAGUAACCGUGCACAUCAAGGAGCACAAAAAGCACUGGGGUCUGUUCUAGAAAAAUUUAAAUCACAUUCAAAUUAGUCAAAUAUA
Wyeomyia smithii (pitcher-plant mosquito) is the source of this 615-nucleotide messenger RNA. RefSeq names its product MAGE-like protein 2. Bases 50 to 580 code for a protein of 176 amino acids. The transcript has 2 exons. The record is from RefSeq and is a predicted model, not a curated record. NCBI's taxonomy places the organism in Eukaryota, Metazoa, Arthropoda, Insecta, Diptera, Culicidae.